AUGGUGUCAGUGGAGGCCAUGAAUGACUCUUCAGUGACUGAGUUUAUUCUGCUGGGUUUAACACAACAGCCAGAACUCCAGCUGCCUCUCUUUUUCAUUUUCUUAGGAAUAUAUGUGAUCACCAUGGUGGGGAACACUGGCUUGAUUAUUCUGAUUGGUCUGAACUCUCACUUACACAGUCCCAUGUACUACUUUCUCUUCAACCUGUCUUUCAUUGAUCUCUGCUACUCCUCUGUUGUUACCCCUAAAAUGCUGAUGAGUUUUAUAAACCAAAAUGUCAUCUCUUAUGCAGAGUGCAUGGCUCAGCUGUGUUUCUUCUCCUUCUUUGUUAUUGAUGAGUGCUAUAUUUUGACAUCAAUGGCCUAUGACCGAUAUGUGGCCAUCUGUAAGCCCCUGCUUUACAAGGUCUCCAUGUCCUAUCAGGUCUGCCUUAUGCUGACAGUGGGUGCAUAUGCCAUGGGGCUUGUGGGUGCCACGGCCCACACUGGAUGCAUGCUGAGACUCUCCUUCUGUGAUGGCAACAUCAUCAAUCAUUACAUGUGUGACAUUCCUCCUCUCCUCCAGCUCUCCUGCACAAGCACCUACAUCAAUGAGCUGGUCAUUUUCAUUACAGUAGGAGUCAAUGUCAUAGUGCCUGGUCUCACCAUUUCCAUUUCUUACACCUUGAUCCUCUCCAACAUCCUCCACAUCCGUUCUGCAGAAGGCAGGUCCAAAGCCUUCAGUACCUGCAGCUCUCACAUAACUGUGAUUUCUCUUUUCUUUGGAUCAUCAGCAUUCAUGUAUUUUAAGCCUUUUCCUGCUGAGUCACUAGAUCAAGAUAAAGUAUCCACAGUUUUUUACACCAUUGUGGGGCCAAUGAUGAAUCCUUUCAUUUACAGUUUGAGGAACAAAGAUGUCCUAGUUGCAAUGAAAAGGACAGUGAAGAAAAGUAUUCUGAAUAGAAAUUUUGUUAUUUAUUGA
This is a messenger RNA of Hippopotamus amphibius kiboko, 960 nucleotides long. Its product is annotated as olfactory receptor 8B3-like. Bases 1 to 960 code for a protein of 319 amino acids. Gene Ontology annotation, biological process: sensory perception of smell; G protein-coupled receptor signaling pathway. NCBI's taxonomy places the organism in Eukaryota, Metazoa, Chordata, Mammalia, Artiodactyla, Hippopotamidae. The transcript is spliced from 2 exons. Gene Ontology annotation, cellular component: membrane. The record is from RefSeq and is a predicted model, not a curated record. Gene Ontology annotation, molecular function: G protein-coupled receptor activity; olfactory receptor activity; odorant binding.